Molecule: messenger RNA, 1252 nt
Organism: Durio zibethinus
Lineage: Eukaryota; Viridiplantae; Streptophyta; Magnoliopsida; Malvales; Malvaceae
Source: RefSeq, a predicted model, not a curated record
CGCAUUUAAAUGCUAAAUGAUGAUAUCAAUCACUUUGAAGACUGAAGUAAAUACUUCACUUUCACGGUGAAAAUAGUUUCAGUCCAUUUGGCUUUCCCCAUUUCCAAUAAUACAUCACUAAACCUACUUUCCUAAAUGGUGAAUCUAGAAGUGACUGACGGGGUGAGAUCUAGAAGUAAAAUUUCACUUCACAAUGUAACUAUACUGUAAUUCUUGCAAAUAAUUGAUGACUUAUCCAGCAGAUUGGACCCACAGAAGCUCUGCAGUCAAAAGCCAUAACCAUGAGGAAAAUCUUUAACAGUUUCAUAAAAUUCACAAAUUCAAGUGCUGUAAAAUUUGGACAAUCUCAAUCACUUUCCAACAUCAAAACUGAUUUCUCUCAAAACUGUGCCUUUUUUUAAUCAUUACACGUGUCGGGUUACCAUCUAUGACCAUACAGGAUUAGCUGCCCCAUGCAAUUUGCAACUGCCUUACAGUGUGAGCCUCAAGUGGAAAAUGUCACGUCUCAGUCAUCUCUUCACAAACUCCUUCCAAGAAAGGUACAUGUGAAAUGGUUGGAAGACUAAAGGCGCCCACUUGAGCUGUUUCCUCUACCCCAAAAAAAUUUGAAAAUAGGAAAUUUGUAUUAAUAAAUAAUACAGCUAAUAGCAUCAUCAACAACUCCACAAAUAAAAGUAAACCAUCAACGAUAUUUAUUUUCUCCUUCUCCACUGCUACAUCUUCAUCUUCAUUCUUGAAAACUUUGCAAUCUUUGUCUAGAACUUCGUACAUUUUUUUAUGGAGGAUUUUAGAUCCAAAUCAUACAGGGAUGGAGGGAUGCAGAUGGAGAGUUACUAUGGAGGCAAGGGAGGAGGGCCAAGCAACAUGCAUGACUUGAGGUGUUACAGUGCCAGUUAUGCAAAUUCCGUUCAGCCAAAUCAGCUUGGCAAGGAGAUUGAGAUCAAGAAAAGCAAAAGCUCUUUUGGGUCUUCUUCAAAAAGCUGGAGCUUUAAUGAUCCUGAGCUGCAGAGGAAGAAAAGGGUUGCUAGCUACAAGGUUUAUGCAGUUGAAGGCAAGAUGAAAGGGUCUUUGAGGAAGAGUUUCAGGUGGAUCAAGGACACUUGCACCCAAGUAGUCUAUGGGGAGAGGUGAUCCAUGGGUACUCUCAAGUUUUCUUUUUUUUUUUUUUUAUUUCCUAAUUUUGUUUUGUUCCCUUCGGGGUUUGUGUUUUACCAUGCUGGUGAAUGAUGGAUAAGAACUUGGGAUUUGCGAA